GCAAGAGAGCAAUUGGCGGAGAGCCAGAAGUCGACCGCCGCCUUGGAAAUCAACUUGGACGAGACGAAAUGGCAGCUGGACGAGAAAACAGAAAGUGCUGCCCAGCAAGGGCAACGAGAGCUUGGUGGAGAUCACGUUCAGGAAACAAUGGACGUCGAAAUUAGGAGCCCCGAGCUUCGCAGCCAAACGACUUUCGAAGACGUUCCUCGAGCUCGCAAUGGGCGCAGGAUCUUUGAGGCAGACUACAACAAAACUUUGGCACAGGAUGGUGACGAGAACAACAAGGCAUCCAAUUGCCCAAAGGAGAUGCUGAGUGGAAGGAUCUUUGAUAAGGCGAUGAGAAGAUCCGAUUAUGAUGAGCCGGAGUCGGAUGUAGCCCUAGAUCGAGUUGGGCUGCGACUCUUACUGCACACGAGGAGACAGAAUGGCCUCGACCUGCCAGUGAGAGGUAUGCUAGCUGGGACCGUAGCGAACGGGAUGAUGAGAGGAUUCAACCAUGAUGGAAGUGAGGACUGCGAGCGUGCCUUGCCACCCGGGAAUAGUGGCGGUAUUUGGGAUCCUGAUAGCCUACGUGAAGACCUGAAACCGCGAUCUUGGUGUAUCGUGAAAGUAUAUCGGUGUCAUUCUUCAGCUGACGGAAUGUGUGUGUUGGGUAAGGCGAUGAGAAGAUCCGUUCAUGAUGGGGCGGAGCUGGAUACUUGUGUGGAUGUCAUUCUUGAGCUGACGUUAGAUGUGUGUUGGGUACAAGUACCUAGGCCUAGGACAGGAACAGGAAGACAUGGCGGAGGUCAGAUGCGGUGGAACGGGCGAAGGGAUUUCGGAUUUGAAAGUGCCGGGGGGUAG
Messenger RNA from Scutellospora calospora, 843 nucleotides. The record is from the annotation of a GenBank genome assembly. Lineage: Eukaryota; Fungi; Glomeromycota; Glomeromycetes; Diversisporales; Gigasporaceae.